AUGCCAGCCUUCUCCCGAGGCGGCUUCAACAACCCAAUGACGUUCCGCCUCCCCUCCUCCCUCCGCGCCGCCCUCUUCGGAGCACGAGACACCAUCUUCACACCCACUCCCACCCGCCUCACCACAACCCGCACCUCCACCACAACCCUUCGCCGGUACGCCAUAACGGUCAAGCCCAGCGUCCAACCUGUGCGCUCCACCUUCCUCUCCAACGACCCUGUCCUCCGCCAAGUUACGCAAACCCGACAACCUGUGCUCCUCUACCGCGCCCCGCAAAACAAAUGGUACUACACCAAAGUCUAUGGCACUGGGUUACUCUGGAUCGGCGUAGGCGCCUUCUCCAUCAAAUUCAACGAUGACAUCAAAGACACGGGCCUCCCCUUCUUCGUGCGUCCAACCUACGUCGUCGUCGGCGCCGCUUUCAUCGCAAUAGGCUGUUACAUCUGCACCGCACCUACCAACCGUAUACGCUUACUUGAAGUUGUUCCUGGUCUCCAGGGCGGUGGUCCCGUGCAGUUGCGUAUGGCGGCUAAAGCCGCCCCGUGGUCUACGGAACGUGUCAUCUACUCUAACAUUGGCGGUGCGACGAUUAGCGAGAAGACGGAGCCGAUGGUGAGGGAGCUGCUAGAGGCAGAGCGGUUUCGACGGCAGCAAGUGUGGGAGGAUUUGGAGGGAUAUGGUGUUUUGGGCAGGGUGUGGGAGGGAUCAGCCAGGUGGGUGCAUCAGAAGUGGACGAAUUUCUUUUUGAGGUUCAAGUUUGCGGUUUUGCGGUUUGGGAUUGCCAAGGUGAAGGUACAGGGGGAUGAGUGGAAGAUUGAUUGUUCUGGGUGGUUGUUGGAGGAUGGGAAAGCUCUUGAUCGACUCAUUGCUGAGGAUUAAGUUGGAUGGCAAGACUAUCGUGAAUUCCAUGGCUGGGGAAGUAUACUAGCUUAUACCGGCGGAGACGAUCAUCCAUGUGUAUAACAUGUGUAUAUAUGUACAAAAGUUUCCACAAGACCCCAAUACCACAAUUACAGCGUCAUGCA
This is a messenger RNA of Pyrenophora tritici-repentis Pt-1C-BFP, 1025 nucleotides long. Its product is annotated as Atrophin-1 multi-domain protein. The record is from RefSeq and is a predicted model, not a curated record. Lineage: Eukaryota; Fungi; Ascomycota; Dothideomycetes; Pleosporales; Pleosporaceae.